Haliotis rufescens (red abalone) is the source of this 6887-nucleotide messenger RNA. RefSeq names its product mediator of DNA damage checkpoint protein 1-like. The transcript is spliced from 24 exons. Gene Ontology annotation, cellular component: nucleus. NCBI's taxonomy places the organism in Eukaryota, Metazoa, Mollusca, Gastropoda, Lepetellida, Haliotidae. The record is from RefSeq and is a predicted model, not a curated record. Gene Ontology annotation, molecular function: protein binding; DNA binding. Gene Ontology annotation, biological process: positive regulation of transcription initiation by RNA polymerase II. The coding region runs from base 65 to 6667 and encodes 2200 amino acids.
AGCCAGUGCGGGAAAGAGCAAUGUACGAAGUGGGAAGAAGCGAAAACUGAGACAGAAAUUUGCCAUGGAUUUUGAUCAAACACAAGUCAUAGCACUGGAUGAAUUUGAGGAUGACACAGAUGAAAACAUUUCCCAGUCUCAGAAAAGUCCAGUGGCUCAUUUGAAAGUUGGUUGCCAGAAAGGUGUUCCUGAGAAGCUGUACCCACUGUAUGAAGGUAACAAUAUUGUUGGCCGACAAGAGGAUUGUAAUGUAUAUAUCCCCAGUAAGGCGCUGUCGAAGCAGCAUGCAUGUGUUGAGAUCCAAGGAGACAGUCACUUGAUAUACGACAGCGGCAGCAGGAACAAGACCCGGCGUGGCAGGCGGUUUCUGACGCCCAACGUCCGCUAUGAGCUGAACCACAAUGAUGCUCUUGUGUUUGCUGAUAUCCAGGCAUCCUACCUCAUCAGCAGUGAUGUGCCUCGUGUUGAGGACUCUGGGUCCGAGACUGGCUCAGAGUCGAUGCUGCAGACAGUUGAGGCAUCUGACAGUGCUAAUGUCAACCCAGUGUUGGACAAGACGGCAGAAGAUGACAUGAGUGACGCCAGCAGCGACAUCCUUCAACCUACGCAGCCGUCUACUACUGGCCCCUCCUGGACAAGUGGCCGGAUGCUGGAACCCACACAGUUGGGUGUGACGGACAGUCCAGAUGGUGUUGCAGGUGAUCUGACCAUUGGGGAGACGCCGCUGCCGAAGAAGAAUCAGUCAGCUGACCUUUCAACCCUAGUGCUGCCCGAGUCCGACACAGAGGACGACAGUGACGGGUCUAAGGUGAACCCCCAGGCAACACUCAUGUUUGAAGAAGAGAAAGACACCUCAGGGGAUCAGGAUUUGUUGGGUGCACCGACCCAGGCUUUCAUGGUGACAACCGACACAGACGGAGAAGACGAGGACGACCCUGCUGACACGAAGAACCUGAUGUGUGCCGCCACCCAGGCGUGUGGGUUUGUGGAGAGUGACCCAGAGGAGGACCCCAAGGUUGACCUGUUCGCUCCGACACUGGCCGUGGUGCAGGACAGCGAGUCGGACACAGAUGGGUCAUGUGUCAUGAUUGACCUGAACGCUCCAACACAGGCAGUGCUUCUAGACAACGACGACGACGACGAGGAAGAGGAGGAAGGCGAUCAAGGCGUCAAGACGAUGGCAUAUGAAAUGGACAUCGAAAAGGAGAGACAGACAAAGGGAAAGAAGUCUGGCAAGACAAAAGCUUCAGGACGAGUGUGUGCUCCUACCCAAGCCUAUGACAUGGACACAGGAGGAGAAGCUAAGAAGCCUACGAAGGCUCGUGUGACUGAUGCCACUGUUGCAUACGACAUGGACACGGAUGGGGAAUCCAAGAGAGCUACGAAGAGUGGUCGUGUUAGUGACCCGACUGUUGCAUACGACCUGGAUGGGGAACUCAAAGAAGCCAAGACAGACGACAAGGGUGGGUCUGGCUCAACUCAAAGCUUCAUAGUUCAGGAGCAGAAGUCUGUAGAAGCAGAGGAACCUGAUGAUGCUGGAUUGGUUCCGACUCAGGUGUUCGAGGGGGAGGAAGAGGAGGAGGAGAUGGAUGAAGAUGUAAGUCACCUGUUGAUGACGUCGACGCUGGCGUGUGACAUGGAGGAGGACUCGGAGGACUCGGAGGAUCUCCCCGAAGGACUUGAGGGGGAUGGUGGAAAGGAUGCGAUGCAACCAGCCGGGGACGAGGAUGCUACUCAGGCAUUUGAAGAAGAAGAAGUAACAUCUAAAAAAAAAGGACAAAAGAAGACGUCGGAUAAGAAUCAAAAUGACGAUGCAACUCAGGUGUUUGGAGAUGAUGCUACUGUAGCUAUUAGCGAUCCUUCUCCGAAACAGAAAAAGUCCAAUAAAAAGGAUGAUGAUGCUACGCAAGUGUUUGGCGAUGAGACUCAAGUGUUUAGCGAUGAUGCCACCCUAGCUAUUAGUGAACCAUCGCCUAAACAUAAAAAGUCCAAGAAACAACCAGACAAUGAUGAUACGCAAGGGUUUAGCGAUGAUGCCACCCUAGCUAUUAGUGAACCAUCACCUAAACAGAAAAAGUCCAAGAAACAACCAGACAAUGAUGCUACGCAAGUGUUUAGCGAUGAUGCCACCCUAGCUAUUAGUGAACCAUCGCCUAAACAGAAAAAGUCCAAGAAACAACCAGACAAUGAUGCUACGCAAGUGUUUAGCGAUGAUGCCACCCUAGCUAUUAGUGAACCAUCGCCUAAACAGAAAAAGUCCAAGAAACAACCAGACAAUGAUGCUACGCAAGUGUUUAGCGAUGAUGCAACUCAAGUCUUUGAAGAGGAUGCAGCCCAAGAAGCGAGUAAUCUUGCUUCCCGAGCACCCAGAGGGAGGAAAUCCGAACAAGCAAAGAAAGAUGCUACACCGCAAGAAGAUGCCACGCAGGUGUUUGAAGAGGCUGAUGUAGCUGUGUCGGACAUUGAAGACAAGACAGGCGACGGUGCUACGCAGGUGUUUGAUGUGGAGGAUGCAACGCUGUGUGUAUCUGGUUCUGCCAAAGGUGACACAGAUGCAGAUGCAACUCAGGCAUUUGAUUGUGCUACGUUAAUGGUGGAGGAAGAGGACAAAUCGACAGACGACAGUACUCAGGUGUUCGGAGACGCUACAGUUGCCAUAGAGGAAGAGGAGGUCAUGCCAGCAAGGAAAAGAGGCCGUGGGAAGAAAUCUGCAGAUGACAGUCUUAAGGUGAAAGAAAGUGAUGCUACAGUUGCCAUUGAGGAAGAAGAGGUCAUGCCAGCAAGGAAAAGAGGUCGUGGGAAGAAAGUCGCAGAUGACAGUCUUAAGGUGAAAGAAAGUGAUGCUACAGUUGCCAUAGAGGAAGAGGAGGUCAUGCCAGCAAGGAAAAGAGGCCGUGGGAAGAAAGCUGCAGAUGACAGUCUUAAGGUGAAAGAAAGUGAUGCCACAGUUGCCAUUGACGAAGAGGAGGUCAUGCCAGCAAGGAAAAGAGGCCGUGGGAAGAAAUCUGCAGAUGACAGUCUUAAGGUGAAAGAAAGUGAUGCUACAGUUGCCAUUGAGGAAGAGGAGGUAAUGCCAGCAAGGAAAAGAGGCCUUGGGAAGAAAUCUGCAGAUGACAGCCUUAAGGUGAAAGAAAGUGAUGCUACAGUUGCCAUUGAGGAAGAGGAGGUCAUGCCAGCAAGGAAAAGAGGCCUUGGGAAGAAGGCUCAGGCUUCUGUGGAUCAGGAAGCUCCAACUGUUCCUGCUGAUGUAGAUGAUGCCACUGUGGCUGUAUCGGAGCCAGAACCUGCGAGACAGGGCAGAGGAAGAAGACCGGCCAAAGGGAAGAAACCUUCUGUUGAAGUAGAAGCCAUGGAGGAAGGGUCACACAGUGGGAGAGGAAGAGGAGUGAAGAGAGGACGAAGAAGCAAGGAUUUAGCACCAGAUGUUGAAGAUGCUACCAUGGCUGUAGAUGAUGUUUGUGAGGGUGCCACUCUCCCAGCUGCUGAUCUUGAAGAUGCAACCAUGGCUGUAUGCAGUGUUGGCCAGGAUGCCACCCUCCCAGCUGCUGAUGUAGUGGGCGCUCCUGACAGUGCAGCGGGUGAUGACUCUGACUCGGAAGGCUCGACUCUGCCGGUGGAGGAAGUGGUCAACAUGGCUGAAGUGGAAGACCAAGGGACGGGGAUGUCUGUUGGACGCAAGAACACUCAGAAGCCGUCACCUGUGGCUUCCAGUCCCAGGAGUAGAGGAAGGCAGUCCACGAAGACCCCCAGCUCUGGAGAAGGUACUGAUGGCUCCGACCUAGAACCCACCCAGGUGUAUGGUGCUGAUGAACCGGAAGCCACACAGCAGUACGGGCUGGAUUCCACAGAGGAGAUGGUGCCAGACAGCCACUCCCAUGAGAAGGUGCCCUCCCCAAUGAUCCCCCUGCCAGAGCGGUCCCCCCGCAAGUCGGCCAUGGCCAGUCCAAGGAGAAGUCCCUCACCCUCCCCGAAACGAGUUGCGUUUGCUGCAGGGGUUGCUGACAACGAGAACAAGACCAAGAAGUCAGCUGGUAUGGCUCGAAGCCGUGGGAGGGGAAGGAGGAGUCUGGAUCUAGCGUUGGCUGAUGUUGCUGCUGAUGGUGGAGCUGGUGGUCGUAGGAGGAGUACCCCUGGAAGAGUAGCUGUGCUGGAGAGACUGGAGACCGGUCAGGGCCGAGGAAGGGGCAGGAGAAGAGGUGUUGGGGAACAGGUGGUAGUGAAGGAAGAGCCAGUGACAGAAGGUGAAGGUGUGGCAGCAGGAGUGGAGAAGAAAGAGCAGACAGUGAAGAGAGGAAGGAAAGAGGUUGUGGUCGAGGAGAAGGAAGAGGAGACGGUGAAGAAAGGUAGAGGAAGGAAAGGGGUUGUGGUCGAGGAGAAGGAAGAAGAGACUGUGAAGAAAGGUAGAGGAAGGAAAGGGGUUGUGGUCGAGGAGAAGGAAGAAGAGACUGUGAAGAAAGGUAGAGGAAGGAAAGGGGUUCUGAUCGAGGAGAAGGAAGAGGAGACGGUGAAGAAAGGUCGAGGAAGGAAAGAGGUUGUUGUCGAGGAGAAGGAAGAAGAGACAGCGAAGAAAGGUAGAGGAAGAAAAGGCGUUGUGGUGGAGGACAAGGAGACACAAGGAGCUGUAGGUGGUCGAAGGAGAAGUGGAGGUGAAGUACCUGCAGCUCCUGGUGGGAGGAGGAGCAAGGGUAAGACCAGCCACACAGCAGCAGCAGAGGGAGGACAAACUAAUGAUGUCAUAAAAGAAGAGCCUGAAAGUCUUGAGACUGAGGAGAAAUCCUCUGAAGAAAUAAGUAUUGGUAAAAAGGUAGCUCCAAGCAAGGGUAGGGGGAGGAAGACAUCCCAGGAUGUGAAGGAAGAUCCAGUUAAAGAGGAGAAAGGUGAAUCUGAUGUAACUGCAGGUACGAGGAGAGGCAGAGCAAAGACGACACUGGAACCUCCUGCUCCUGAUGCUGGGAAGAGAGGUACUUCUGGGAGGAAGAGUCUGCCUGCAGCUCUUGUCAGUCAAGUUGAACCAAAACCAACAAGAAGAGGUCGAUCCACUGAAAAAUGUGAGACAGUUUCUGUAAGUCGAAGGGCUCGAACGCCAUCAGAAGACAGUGUUAAGUCAUCACUUGAGAGUGUUGAUGAAUCUAAGCCAACAAGAAGAGCUGGUCGUGCUCCACACGGGAAAACACAAACAGAAGGGGUGGAAUCUACAUUUAAGACUGGGUCUCAAACAAAACAUGCAGCAAUAGAUGAAUCUGAUCCGAAUAUAUCUGGUUACAGUGACAUUGGCAGAGGCAGACGGUCAGAGAGUAGACAAUCAAGGGAGAUAACUGUUUCUAAGGGAAAGGGUAAGACACUUUCAAAGACUGCUGGAAAGGGUUUGAUAGAAGCGGAAGAAAGUCAGACCAAACCAGAUGACAGUGAACCCAGGACAUCUGUUAGGAAGAGAACAUCAGAAGAAAGUCUAGACCUGCCAGCAGCUAAGAGAGGCAGGAAGGGGGGUAAAGGUAGGCUAGACUCUCCUGGCAGUGGUGUCCCAGAACUGCUGCCUUCCACAAGGAAAAGAGGAAGAGAUUCAUCUGCAGCAGAAGAAGUAUCAGGUUCAAAGUCAGAAGACAGUGCUAAUGAAACAGUUGUUACAAUUGAGGAACCUGAGACUGAAGUAUCUAGUGCUAAGAAAGGAAAGAAGGGUAAGACGAAAAGAACGCUGUCAGCUAAUAGAGGCAAGAAUUCAGCUGACGCAGUAGAAGAUACAGCAGGAAGAAAUCAGAGUAAGGCCAUUGCUGUUGAGGGGGGUGAAACGUCUCGGCCAAGUCGAGGUUCCAAGGCUUCCCCUGUAGCAGCGGCACCGGACAGUGGUGUGAAGAGGAGGAAAGGGGGCAGGGUAGACUCCAGUCAGGAACAAGAAGCAGCACCAGCCAAGAAGUCGCGGUCGUCUGACUCCUCCCCGCCACCAGGUAAACAGAAGCAGGUGACGGAGGAGAUGUCGUCGCCGUCGCUGCGGCGCAAGUCCAUGGAUCCCAAGCCUCGAGUCCUUUUCACCGGCGUGGUCGAUGAACAGGGACAAAAGAUUGUGAAGGACUUGGGAGGAGGACUAGCUACAUCCAUCCAUGACUGCACCCACCUCGUCACAGACAAGGUGCGCCGGACUGUGAAAUUCCUGGGUGGUGUGGCGCGAGGAGUACCCAUCGUCACACCUCAUUGGCUCAACAGCAGCAAGAGUGCCGGAACGUUCCUGGAUUGCUCCAAGUUCCUCGUGUCAGACACAGCGGCAGAGAAGCAGUACAAGUUCUCUCUGAAGAAGUCCCUGGCUAGAGCCGCGGAGGAGAACUUGCUCGGGGCCUACAAGAUACAUGUCAGCAAAUCUGUCAGACCAGAGCCACCACAGAUGAAAGAUGUCCUGAUGUGUGCUGGUGCUGAGUACUUGUCCACCAUGCCCAAAAAAGUAGAAGCGAACAUGUUGGUGAUGUCGUGCGAGGAGGACAAGUCCCAGUGUCAGGCUGCCAUCAAGGCCGGGAUCCCCAUCGUGUCUGCGGAGUUCAUCCUCACCGGCAUCCUGAGACAGGAGGUGGAUGUAGACAGUUUCAGGUUAUUCUCCAGUGAGGUCGGAGGUGCACGAAGAGGGCCAAGGUCAGAUGUCGGGGGUGCACGAGGAGGGGCGAGGUCCAAGUCAAGGAAAUGAAAGACUUUCAAUCUCAAAUCAAAGGUCCAGCUGUGAUCCAAAUAUUUUAACUGGCCAACUUGUUUUAUAACCUGUGCAUUUUUUUACAGAGCAAGGAUGUGAGUGGAUACGAAGCUGUUUGUUAUAUGCCUGAAUGGGAUAAAAUUUCAAUCAUGUUAUUGCCAUAUGUUAAAACCCUUGUCACAUUUUAGAUGUAGGUCUUGUACCUGAUUUUUAAUUA